Messenger RNA from Oncorhynchus kisutch (coho salmon), 3465 nucleotides. Its product is annotated as CTP synthase 1. Lineage: Eukaryota; Metazoa; Chordata; Actinopteri; Salmoniformes; Salmonidae. Bases 329 to 2095 code for a protein of 588 amino acids. Gene Ontology annotation, biological process: pyrimidine nucleobase biosynthetic process; CTP biosynthetic process. Gene Ontology annotation, molecular function: CTP synthase activity; identical protein binding. The record is from RefSeq and is a predicted model, not a curated record. Gene Ontology annotation, cellular component: cytoophidium; cytoplasm. The transcript is spliced from 18 exons.
ACCACCCCUACCGGUUUGUCUUUUCUGUAGGGCUCUGGUAGUAUUAGAUUGGCCAAUCAACACGUGUUGGAGUGGAUGGAUGGUAGCUAGCUACAUUCUAAAUCAAUUACUUUUUUUAAAAUUAGAGAUUUGAAGGAAAAAAAUCUAUGUCUAAUACAUUGACAAUUUAAAGUCAAGUUCGAAGACUUACCGUUUGACCGCAGUGCACCAUUUAUUUUUGAGCGCAGAGAGAGGGGGUGUCAACAGUUUAAUGAAAUAGCUGCGUGCUCCUCAAACAGUGGUUGAUGUAUGGAGUGAAAUAACAGCCCUACUCCUACCCAGUGCCACAAUGAAGUACAUCCUGGUCACUGGUGGCGUCAUCUCUGGCAUCGGGAAGGGGAUCAUCGCCUCCAGCGUGGGAACCAUUCUCAAGUCAUGUGGUCUGCGCGUCACUGCCAUCAAGAUCGACCCCUACAUCAACAUAGACGCUGGGACCUUCUCUCCGUACGAGCACGGUGAGGUGUUUGUGCUGGAUGAUGGGGGUGAGGUGGAUCUGGACCUGGGGAACUACGAGAGGUUCCUGGACAUCAGACUGACCAAAGACAACAACCUGACCACUGGCAAGAUCUACCAGUCUGUCAUCAACAAGGAGAGGAGAGGAGACUACCUGGGGAAGACUGUACAGGUGGUGCCCCACAUCACUGAUGCCAUCCAGGAGUGGGUGAUGCGUCAGGCUAGAGUACCUGUUGACGAUGACGGUGUGGAGCCUCAGAUCUGUGUCAUCGAGCUAGGAGGCACCGUGGGAGACAUCGAGAGCAUGCCUUUCAUCGAAGCCUUCAGGCAGUUCCAGUUUAAGGUGAAGAGGGAGAACUUUUGUAACAUCCACGUCAGCCUGGUACCACAGCCCAGUGCCACAGGAGAGCAGAAGACCAAGCCCACUCAGAACAGUGUCAGAGAGCUCAGGGGACUGGGCCUGUCUCCUGAUCUGAUCAUGUGUCGCUGCUCCACUCCCCUGGAGAACUCUGUCAAAGAGAAGAUCUCCAUGUUCUGUCACGUAGAACCUGAACAGGUGAUCUGCGUGGCAGACGUGUCGUCCAUCUACAGAGUGCCUUUGCUACUGGAGGACCAGGGGGUGGUAGGAUACUUCUGUCAGAGACUAGACCUUCCUAUAGAGACACGCCCCAGGAAGAUGCUUACCAAGUGGAAGGAGAUGUCUGACAGGUCAGACAGGCUCCUAGAGCAGUGUUCUAUAGCCCUGGUGGGGAAAUACACCAAGUUCACAGACUCCUACGCGUCAGUCAUCAAAGCUCUGGAACACUCGGCCCUAGCCAUCAACCACAAACUGGAGAUCAAGUAUAUUGACUCAGCAGACCUGGAGCCAAACACACUGACGGAGGAGCCCGUGAAGUACCACGAGGCGUGGCAAAAACUCUGCAGUGCUGAUGGCAUCCUGGUACCUGGGGGGUUUGGAGUCAGAGGAACAGAAGGGAAGAUUCAGGCUAUCAACUGGGCACGCAAACAGAAGAAACCCUUCCUAGGUGUGUGUCUAGGGAUGCAGCUGGCUGUGUGUGAGUUUGCCAGGAACAUGCUAGGCUGGGAAGAUGCCAACUCAACAGAGUUUGAUCCCGAAUCAAAGCAUCCUGUGGUGAUUGACAUGCCAGAACACAAUCCUGGGCAAAUGGGCGGGACCAUGAGGCUGGGAAAGAGACGGACCAUUUUCAAGACCACCAACAGUAUUCUAAGACGACUUUACGGAGAUGUUGAGUAUGUGGAUGAGAGACACAGACAUCGCUUUGAGGUGAACCCAGAGUUGAAGGAGCACUUUGAGGGGAAAGGCUUUCACUUUGUGGGUCAAGACAUAGAAGGCGAGCGAAUGGAAAUCAUUGAGCUAGACGAUCAUCCCUAUUUCGUAGGGGUGCAGUAUCAUCCUGAGUUCACCUCUCGCCCCAUCAAACCAUCGCCUCCCUACUUUGGCCUCCUGCUGGCAUCAGCCGGGAAACUACAGAGCUACCUGCACAAGGGCUGCCGUCUGUCUCCACGGGACACGUACAGUGAUCGGAGUGGUAGCAGCACCCCAGACUCCGAAAUAGCUGAGUGCUCCAUCUCACAGGAAUGAAUGUGACUGCGGAACACAAGGGGUGAAAGAAACAAUGAAGAGGAUCGUCACAAGUCAAGGGAUGGAAUGGCUUUUUUUUUUUAAGACAUUUUUCCUGACCUUCCUGAACUGAUGAACUGAAAGGGAUUGUUUAGUAUUUUUCUAUAUGCUCGUGACAACGAUCAUGAAAUUGACCUCUUUGUACUGUUUGACAAUCAUAGUACAUUGAGUACGUAACUGUAUAAUACAUGGUUCUUUUGUGACUUUCAUUUAUAUGCAGUCUUGAAUAUGUAUAAUUAUCUUUGUCUGAUAAGGAAGUGACUGCUGUUUCUUCCACCUUUAUUUAUCCAGAAUAAAAUCCCUUGAUAGCUUCAAGGUAGAAUUGUAUGCAUUUUAGUGACAAGCAUACAGGACUGGACUGUAAGAAAGAUGAACAAACCAAUGGAUUGGUCAGGAUUUGUCCAAUCUCUGGACAUAUAUUAUGCAUACUUGUGUAAUAGCAGUAUUCUGGGGGACUGGGUCUUUUAGUUUCAUUGAGUUAAGAACGUACAACCUGUUUUAUAUUGAUGUGAUAGUGUUACUCAGCCACUGAAUUUGCUUUGUGAAAUGAUAUUAAUGUGAAAUUAAUAUUACUGGUAGUACAAUGGAUGUUGAACCCUUUUGUCAGUGAAGAUUGCAUGUGAUGUUGCCUCAAUUCAAUCCAGACAGGUUUAUAGAUCUCUGAUUACUGAAAUGAAGAGCAGGAUGAUCCUCCUUUACAUGCUUUGCUCAUUAGGCAUUUGAUCAAGAUGUUGUAUACAUUGGGUUGAAUUCAUGAAUAGGAAUGACUGUUCCAGGCAAAUUGGGUACUUAAUUCAACUCAAUUACAUUUAGCAGUGGUGUCCUCAGGUUUGUGGACUGGCACUAGUCAACUAUAGCAGGUAGUGUUUACAAUCAACCCCUAUAAAGGGAGACACUGAGUUAAGUGACAAAUUGUUUCAGGUAAGCUACGGGGAAAAUAUAAUUAAAAAGCCCCAUCAAUGACAUUUUUUGCUAGGAAGUUAAAUCUGCUGUACCUGUGCCAAAACGCAGACAUGGCUCCUCUAGCUUGUUCAUCUAGAAGUGAUGAGACAAAUAUGGUGAGCAAUGUUUGGAACAUUGAAUCGCAAUACAUCAGCACCAAGGUCCCUGGUUUAAAAAUAAAAAGUUACCUGCCCGUCAGAACUUUACACCUCAAUUUGGUCUGUAUUGAUUUAACAUAACUUGGUAUAGUUGGGAGAGAAUAAAAGCUGUGAGCUUUCAAAGAGCCAUGAAAUGGGAUUCACCGAAAAGCCUAUGACUAGACCUACUCUGAAAAGGCCAUGCAAUUUCCUACUAAAACUAUUCAAAUAAAGCAUGAACUCCAGACUUAA